Molecule: messenger RNA, 1993 nt
Organism: Dipodomys spectabilis (banner-tailed kangaroo rat)
Lineage: Eukaryota; Metazoa; Chordata; Mammalia; Rodentia; Heteromyidae
Gene: Desi2
Product: desumoylating isopeptidase 2
Exons: 5
Coding region: 218-802 (194 amino acids)
Biological process (GO): protein deubiquitination
Molecular function (GO): deubiquitinase activity
Source: RefSeq, a predicted model, not a curated record
GGAGCGGGCAGCCACCGGCCCGGCCCCGUCCUUCCUCAGGCGCCUGUCGGCGGCCCCGGCGCGGCCCGGCUGCCCGAUGCUCCCGCCUCGGUUGCGGCGGGCCGGGCUGGACGGUUAGUGCCCGCCUCAGGCCCCGGAGACGCCCGCCGGGUGGGAGCGGCCCCCGCCCUGCGGACGCGGAGCGGCGUGCGGAGAGGCGGCGGCGGCGGCGAGGAGAAUGGGGGCCAACCAGUUAGUGGUGCUCAACGUGUACGACAUGUACUGGAUGAACGAAUACACCUCAUCCAUUGGGAUUGGAGUUUUUCAUUCAGGAAUCGAAGUGUAUGGCAGAGAAUUUGCUUAUGGUGGCCAUCCUUACUCUUUUUCUGGAAUAUUUGAAAUUUCCCCAGGAAAUGCUUCUGAACUAGGAGAAACAUUUAAAUUUAAAGAAGCUGUUGUUUUAGGGAGCACUGAUUUCCUAGAAGAUGAUAUAGAAAAAAUAGUAGAAGAACUGGGAAAAGAAUAUAAAGGCAAUGCCUAUCAUUUAAUGCAUAAAAACUGCAAUCACUUUUCUUCAGCUUUAUCAGAGAUUCUUUGUGGGAAAGAGAUUCCUCGCUGGAUCAAUCGACUUGCCUACUUCAGCUCCUGUAUACCCUUUCUCCAGAGUUGCCUCCCAAAGGAGUGGCUCACUCCUGCAGCCCUGCAGUCCAGUGUCAGCCAGGAGCUCCAGGAUGAGCUGGAAGAAGCAGAGGAUGCCGCUGCAUCCGCCGCUGUGGCGAGCACUGCCGCAGGCUCCAGACCCGGGCGCCACACUAAGCUAUAAGUGUCUCCAAAGUCACCUUCAAAACUGUCUCUGGCAGUUGAACAUCGUUAGAGAAAAGAAAACAGAGUAAGCAUCCUUUGGGUACUUUGUAUGCAAAGAUGGCUCUCCCCCAAUCCCAGUUUUUCAGCUCAGGAUUAUAUUUGUAAUCUUUAAAAAAAAAAAAGUAUAUAUAUAUAAUAUAUUAUAUAUAUAUAAUCUAUCUAUCCCUUGUGUAGGAGGGAGAACUUUCUAUGAAGCAAGCUACCCUCUGGUUUUUUACCCACUUGUAAAUUUGGAUUUACUUCUGUUUUAUACAAGCUCUGUUAAGUUAUGUUUACAGUAUUUUGUAUCGCUGUUUACAAAUCUUGCAUGGACUUCUGCCAUUGUAAAAGAAGAAAAUACUCAUCUUCAAAAAUGAGGCAGGUAAUUUCAUACACUUCCUGACAAUUGCCAGAGCAACAGCAUAAAUAAUAGGCACACAAAAAGUUCUACACAGAGUUCUAUCACCUGCUUAAGAAUUGUCUUUUAGAUUUGUAUUAGCAUUGUUGGCAAUCAGAUGCAGAGAACCAAACUGGCCUGAUAGGUAGGAACACACGGCCCCAAGGUCUUAGGACUCCAGCUGGGCCCUUCCGUUUCUGAGUAGCACAUCUCCCAGGUGCCCAUGGGACAGUUGCUUUCAUCCCACAUAGCUGUCCACCUAGGCUGGUGAUACUCUCCUGUCUGCCUAGCUUGAUGCCUUUGAUUCAAAAAAAUCAAGAUUUCCAUUGAAGACAUUCUUGUAACUGACGAGUGUUUUUGCACAUGUGCUAGGGAAGGAACUCCAUUUUUAAUAGCAAAUAAUUUCUUCCUCACACAAGAUUUCAUUGAUGGGAUAGGAAUGACCUAAGUAGUAGCCUUCUGAGUAGCAGUAUGAAUUGACAUCAACUGCUUUUAACUCUUCAGACUACCUUUUAUACUAGUCCUCAGAAACUAUAGCUAAUGAAACACCACCAGAUAGGUAAUUCUUUGGUACUUCAUACUUUUUAGGUUCCAUGCCAGAAACAGUAUGUCAGAAUUGUUAGUGAUGGGGGGUAGGCUCCCCUUGUAAUAGAAAGCUUAUUCUUACUGACUUCUUGUUGAAAAAAAAGUCAUAUUUAUGUGUCUUUAAAUUCAUCUUUUUAUAUCCCCUCAAAUGUAUGUCUCUUACCUAACAUACUCUUGAGAUGGAAGUUG